AUACCAUGUGGCGUCAUCGUUUGUGCUGCUAUAGUGAAGGAUUUAUAUGGACGAAAACAGCUUGGAUUCUAGAGCAAAAUAAAUGUCUGUGUUAGUCAAUGAUGUUGAGAAAUGAGAAUGAUAACUAUUUGUGGUAACGUGUCAGAUCGUACGACUUCUAGAAAAUAAUUUCAUUUUUAUUGGAGAGGAGGUGGUAGCGGAUAAAAUCCUAUUGUCUGCGCAUUGCACAUUCUUUACUAUGGCGAAAAAGUCAACUACGAUACAUCUAUGGACUAUUUUACUUUCUACCAGUGUUGGCAUAAUUUGGGGGAAUCUGGCCAGUGCUGAGCAUCAUGGGAGUCCCUAUGUUUACCGUGUCUCUGGAGGACGUGGCCGUGGCGGGGUCUCCCCGCACAUGCCAGGACGUCAGGGUCGGUCCUCCCAGCCCACUGUAUCCCCCGAGACCCUCAUCGUACCAGCCCAUGCCCCGAGGGUCCACCUCAGCCAGGACGACAUCAGGAAGCUGAGGUUCAAGUCUACGGUGGGUUCGGUGCACCUAUCCGAGGGCCACGAGGCAAAGUUCAACUGCUCCAUCGACAUCCCUGACGCCAACCUGGACCUCACCGUGCUGUGGUGGAAGAACAACAUGGAGCUGGCUGAAAACCUGCAGGUGGUCAUCAACGAACUACAGACUGUCACACACGGGGUCAUGACCCUGCUGUCCACCGUCAGCAUAACUCAUGUCCAGAGAGCUGACUCUGGGGACUACCGCUGUAGACUGAGAGUCAGUGACAUAGAGAUAGAGUCCCAGCCUAUCAUUAUCCAGGUCGAAGGUCUACCAACAUUCACCAGACAGCCUGAUGACAGGAACGUAACUCGUAACCGCCCCUUUAACCUGUCGUGUGAAGCGGUGGGUCCCCCGAAUCCUAUCAGGAUCCACUGGCUACGCAACGGAGUGCGUGUGAUAGGGUACAUUACCUCCUCCCCCAGCAACUACACUGUACCAGGUGUGGACAAGUACACCCAGUUCAGCUGUGAGGCCCACAACCAGAAAGGUGUCACUACUUCCAGGGAAGCUAACGUCAACGUUAAAGUGCUUCCAGCUCCUGUCUCUGAGGUCACUGUGAUACAACGUGAAUCUAACAAACUAGUUCUGAGAUGGACCCCUGGACACGAUGGAUUCUCCCCACUCACUACUUGCCAGAUCAGGGUGAAAGAGGUGAGCCGAAGGAGAGGAGAGGUCAGGCUGGCUAGGAUAAUCAACACUACAGCUCCUCCGUUCCAGAGUGAUGUCCCGGGGUUACAGGCCAUGACCUGGUACAACAUGAGCGUCUCCUGUAGCAAUGAGCUUGGCCAUUCACCAGUCAGUACCUGGGUCCAGAGCAACACUACAGAAGGAGUACCGUCAGUCUACCCCCGUAACGUGACUGUUAUGCUAAACGAGUCACUGCUGGUGAUCCGAUGGAAGGACCCGCCCCAGGACAGGGUCAACGGAAUCCUCACGGGGUAUGAUGUCAUCGUCACGUAUGGGACUCGGGUCAACAAGAUCCGCAGCUCCUCCAACACAGCUGCGGUGGCCCUACAGGAGUUCAACACUACAUACAGUGUUCAGGUAGCUGCCUGUACUCAGGCUGGGCGUGGCAUGCUCAGUCCACCGGUCGGGAUCUUCAUACCAGAGAACAAUUGGCCCCUGUCUCCCUCCUCCAGUCCAGACACCAUAGGAUCAGACUCUGUGUAUAUCAUACUGGGGGUGGUAUGUGGCUUCUGUCUCCUGCUGCUAGUACUCUGGGCUGCUAUCUGCAUGAGAAGUAGGAUACUAGACACGCGCUUUGGUCAGAUGUUUGGAAGUGGAGAGAAGCUUCAACCGAUCGUUCAGUACAGGCCACAGAAGUCCUACAACCGAUCAGCCAUUGAAAUUACACUAGGUAACCUGGGUGUGAGUGAUGAGCUCCAAGCCAAACUACAGGACUUCAUGAUUAUGAGAAAUCUGCUUUCCAUCGGGAAGGUUCUGGGAGAGGGUGAAUUUGGUUCUGUGGUGGAGGGACAUCUGAAACAACUGGACGGAACAUCUGAGAAAGUGGCUGUGAAGACCAUGAAAUUGGAUAACUUCUCCCAGAGGGAGAUAGAGGAGUUCCUGAAUGAGGCUGCCUGCAUGAAGGACUUUGACCACCCUAAUGUCAUCAGGCUGCUAGGUGUUUGUCUGGAGGCGGGGUCUGGUCACUUCCCCAAGCCCAUGGUGAUCCUGCCCUUCAUGAGAUAUGGAGACCUCCAUAGCUUCCUGCUGCGCUCACGCCUCGGAGACAGUCCACUGUUCCUGCCCACUCAGACACUCCUAAAGUUUAUGAUUGACAUCGCCAUGGGGAUGGAAUACCUCAGUGGGCGGAACUUCCUCCACCGUGACUUGGCUGCACGCAACUGCAUGCUGCGUGAUGACAUGACGGUGUGUGUGGCAGACUUCGGCUUGUCUAAGAAGAUCUACAGUGGUGAUUACUACAGACAGGGCAGGAUAGCCAAGAUGCCUGUGAAAUGGAUUGCGGUGGAGAGCCUGGCGGACAGAGUAUUCACUGUGAAGAGUGAUGUGUGGGCAUUUGGUGUGACCAUGUGGGAGAUAGCGACACGGGGCAUGACACCGUACCCUGGUAUCCAGAACCAUGAGAUUUAUGAUUACCUACUUUUGGGCCACAGGCUGAAGCAGCCAACAGACUGCUUAGAUGAACUGUACGAGAUCAUGUACAGCUGUUGGCGUGCUGACCUCCUGGACCGCCCCGUCUUCACUCAGGUUAGAGAACUGUUGGAGAAGCUGACAGAGAAACUUCCGGAGGCUUCUACCAGCAAAGAGGACAUCAUCUACAUCAACACCAGUUUCCCUGAGGAGGAUCAGCCCGGUGCUUGUGCAGACUCCCACCUGGAUUUGCCGCUUUUUAGCUCCUCCCCGUCCUGCAGUCAUAGAAAUGAAUUCAGCCCCUCCCCUUCCUGUAGCGACCAGUUCAGCGCUUCUCCGUCCUGCAGUAACAGUCGCCAGAGACGAGACAACCGAGAUCUGGUAACAGCAGUCAUCCACGAGACUAUGGAGGAAAAGGAGGAGGAAGAUGAUCGUUACGUUGUUGUCAUCUCUAAUGCCAAUAGGAGUGGGGACCCCGCUGUCACCAUGACAACAGCAGCUGUGGACAGUGACACUCCCCUGUUGGCUCGGGAGGGCUUGGGUGGGGUUUUGGGGGGAGCUACUCGUGACUCAGUGGGUGAUGUCACUGGGAUGGAUCAGCACGCGAGUGACACAACGCUGUUGCUCUGAUAGGCAUGGAACGUUGGGACUAGAAAUCCAGUAAUCUGAAACCAGACAAAGAAGCGCUCUCCCCCAGCGGUCAUGUCUGAUGAUAAUACACAUCCUUCUUGUCUGCACUCUGGACUGUUGAGGACAUAAUAUAGGUAUUGUAAAGACCCUGCCGUUGAUAAGCAUGAUGACCACUCACCCAAGGGAACUAGCUUUCUUGGAGCAGCGGUAACGUUUCUGGAUCUGGACCCUAUGAGACUGGGUGCAAAUCACGCCUUGGAAUCUCGUGCUACUCCCUUAUUUAAAGGGAAAAAAAUUGUACCUUUAUUUAACUAGGCAAGUCAGUUAACGGCCUAGGAACAGUGGGGGCAGAACGACAGAUUGGUACCUUGUCAGCUCGGGGAUUUGAACUUGCAACCUUCCAGUUACUAGCCCAACGCUCUAACCACUAGGCUACCCUGCCGCCCCAGUUUGAACGUAUGGUACUGUGUGGAUCAUGAGCACAUAGGCCUUCUGCUUGGUGCAGCAUGUGUAGUCUCACGUUGCAACACUUCCAAGUUGUUUCACCAAGGAUCUGCCCAGUGUCUGUAGAAAUAUAAUCCCUAUUUCUAUGAUCCUGUCUUGUGGCAUUAUUAAGUGUUAUUACCUUGUCUAUUCCCCAAUGCUUUGCAUUGAAAUAAUUAUGACCAGUUUUCCAGUGGAUGUUUAUACCUCAAACGGUUACCACUAGCUAUCAGUGUUAAUGCAAGAGAUGUACAUAAGAGAUGCUACAUUUGCACAUCUCUCUUAUAGUAUAUUUCCAAUUAAAUAAGCUCUGCUAAAAAUUGAAGUCAGUGUAUCCCUAGCAGAUAUUGAAAGCUGUGAACAAGGCACAAUUACAGCCAACCACUGUUGUAAGUAAGUAGUACACUCCCAUUACAAUCAGAGGCCAUCUAAAGCAUUUAAACUGUACGUAAUUUUAAGAAUUCCUUUUAUAUAUUGAAGUAUUUUUGAAGUGGCAAUGUGUAUAGGAACUUUACAUGAUAUGUGUAUAUAGAGUAUUGUGUACAUAUGAUAUCGAUGGACUGAAGAAAAAAACAAACAGUUAUUUUGUAUCUCAGAGGACCUUGUAUACAGCCUUGAGGUACUCCACCAAGGUUAGGCAGUGGACCCUGGAAUGUCCACAAUAUCUAAUAGUUUAUUUUACAGAUUUUAAUAGAAGUUCAACUUUUGUUAAAUAUAAAUAUAGUCAAUGUUGAUAUUGACUGAAUUGUUAAAGAGAUUUGCAGGAUUUUUUUCAUGAUGCAAUAAAUGUUUGCAAA
Messenger RNA from Oncorhynchus mykiss (rainbow trout), 4551 nucleotides. It is a transcript of the gene mertka, whose product is annotated as c-mer proto-oncogene tyrosine kinase a. Gene Ontology annotation, biological process: cell migration; positive regulation of kinase activity; nervous system development. Gene Ontology annotation, cellular component: signaling receptor complex; plasma membrane. Gene Ontology annotation, molecular function: transmembrane receptor protein tyrosine kinase activity; ATP binding; protein binding. The record is from RefSeq and is a predicted model, not a curated record. Lineage: Eukaryota; Metazoa; Chordata; Actinopteri; Salmoniformes; Salmonidae.